Messenger RNA from Acaromyces ingoldii, 1252 nucleotides. RefSeq lists its product as hypothetical. NCBI's taxonomy places the organism in Eukaryota, Fungi, Basidiomycota, Exobasidiomycetes, Exobasidiales, Cryptobasidiaceae. The transcript is spliced from 2 exons. Bases 131 to 1252 code for a protein of 373 amino acids. The record is from RefSeq and is a predicted model, not a curated record.
GUGAACGUCGCCCCGUAUCACUUUUGUCGAUCUGAAGGUAUAUAAAGAGGCCCUCUGUGGUCUCUUCUCGCGCCCUCUCAACAGCAAAGAGUCUUUUCCUGCAUCACACUGCCUUUUGCAACCGCCCAACAUGAAGCUUCCUCUUCGCAUAUUUGCGGUGCUGCUCGUCGCCAUCAUCGUCCUCAACCUCGCAAGCACGAAACCGGUCGAUGCCGGAGCUCGGCAAGAUGACGGACUUAUGACACUCGAGAAGCGAGUACACCCAUAUGUUGCAGCGGUGGCGGUCGUCCUCAUUAUUCUCAUAAGCAUGUUGAACUUUCCCGAGGAAACACAAGUCGAAAGCUACGAGCACAAGUUAGGAGUGCGUCUUGAUUCUGGUCCUCGUCAUUACCCUGCCGAUCAACACCCUGCGUACGAGCGGCACCCUCCGUACCAGCAACCUCCGUACCAGCAGCCACCGUACCAUCAGCAACCUACGUACCAUCAGCAACCCCCGUACCAGCAGCACCCUCCGUACCAUCAGCAACCUCCGUACCAGCGGCACGCUCCGUACCAUCAGCAACCCCCGUACCAGCAGCACCCUCCGUACCAUCAGCAACCUCCGUACCAGCAACCUCCGCACCAUCAACCUUCUCACCAGAACCCUUGGUGGAACAUGGCACCACAUACGAGCACUUCAUCGAGCGCGUUUUCUCCCCCUCAUCCAGAUAGUCCCGUGUCGUCGAGGGUCUCGAACCCCUAUGAUGAAUUCGCGACAGGACCAUCGAGUGCCUGGAAGCCCUUUACACCGCCAACCGCCUGGGCCCCCGAUGCUUCCUAUAGUCCAUCCACACCGUCUGGCGGAAACGAGCAAAAAAGCACUGAAGCCCUUGAACCUUUUGACCUCGCAAGCCUCUUCAAGCUCUUACCACCCGGCAUCGAUAUGAGUCCGUCGAAAUCCUUCUAUCAAAGUGUGGUUAAGGUCGACGAGGUCUUUAAGUGUAUGGAGGAAAGGCUGGGUAACAACUUCAACCUUCUCCAUCGAAUAGUCGGUCAAGUGGACAAGGGAGAAAGCCAUCUGCAAAAACUCGCCCUUGAAUCUAAAGAAGGUCUUGAAGUCACAGUUGAGAUGAUUACAAAAGCCCUCAAGGCCGAUUCCAUCAUAAUCGGUGCCUUGUGGGCGGACAAAAAGCUCAUGCUCGCACUCUUGGCUUGCAUUCAUCAACAGGUUCCUGGCGGGACUGCCAGAAAGCUUGACUUCACUGAUGUUUGA